AACUCUCAAUAAACAAAAAGCGAGCCGAGGAUUGAGCAAAAGUACAACGUCCACACUGCUAAUGGAAUUCAAUUUUUAUUGAUUCAGUCGAGGAUAACAGAUUUUUCCUUCAUUGAUGGGGCAAAGGCUGGCAUUUGAUUACAAUUCGGCUAAAUUGGCCCGUGACCUUCAAAAUCGAACGCGCUUGUUUUUCGAGGAUAUGAGUCGAAUCGAACCCAUUGUGCUAAAAUGGUAGCUUUAGCCCCUACAAAUAACUUCAGAUGAGGCGUUCUAUUGUGAACUGGACUUAGGCCAAAGUGCACAGGUAUAAAUAUUAGAUUACAAGUAUGAUAUGGAGUAUAUUGCUAGGAAAUAAUGUGAUCUUCUUUUUCCAAACCGUCAAAUGAAAUAAUAAUUAUGAACAUAUUAUACGAUGGCUUGUAUUCCCUCUAGGUGCCAAAGCAGCUUGUGAUAUAAAUUAUGGUAAAGAUCUCUUUGAAGUUUCUUGUCCGAAUGGUGUCUUUCGUGUAUGACGUAACUGCUAUCCCCAUGCUGGCCAAAAACAGGGAGGAGUCAUAGGAUGUGGGGAGUAAGCGUAGGUCAAGUAAAUUUCCAGUGGAGAUCUCAAAUAGACCUUCACCGUAUUAGGGGCUCUACACAUCUCCGUUCCAACAAGGCGGUUUUAACUGAAAUGGGAAUCGGCUUUGGAACCGCCACUCAAAAUCGCCAUCCGACGGGUCGGCGCAUCAUCCACAUCAUGUGUGGUUUAACCGUCGUACAAGUCAGAUUUAAAAAUGGCAGAGUGCACUAACAAUGACGAUUUGCUUGCAAUGUAUGCGCUGCUCGAGGCCAAGAAAAAGAAAAAGAGAAAAAUAUGGAUGGAAGACUGGCUUCAGAAAAGCGAACGUGUUCCAAUAUUUUGUGGUAAUUACGGCCUCAUCCUGAUGGUUUCGGUAAUUACUGCACAUCGUGACACAGAGUCCAACAUGGAACUGAACCCCUUCAGUGAAUGCAUAUGUAUGUGGAUCUUUUUUUCUCCUUAAUUAUUGAAAACUUCAGGGACACAUUCCAUGACUAUGUUUGUUAGCCCGGUGAAGAAAGAACAGGCACAGAAGGCUUCUGGGGAGACAAUAUUUAGAUAAAAGAUAAGAAAAUUGGACUGUUGUAAACAAAGAAAGAAAACAACGUUUAUUGUUUUAGAGUCUCCAGUCUUCUAUGGUUACCUAACAAUUUGAAACAAUAUGGUAUUUUAUUAUUCGCAUUUUCCCUCUACACGUUGAGAAGAAUUGACGCAUUCAUUUGCUGUCCAAUCUCAAACAAAACUGAUGACUUGUCCGAUAGGCCCCUACACUAAAGUAUUGAACUUUACGCCAUAGCCUAACCGAAGCGAGCUAAAUUAAGUUCAUUUAUUAUAUGAAGAUACUUUUUUUAUUUUGAUAUUCAUUAGAAAUGUCACAAAAGGCUGCAAUGCAUUGUAACCAAUAUGAUUGUGCUACACUUCGCCAUAGACAGAAGCCUCAGAAACAGUCAAAUACAGUAAGAUCGAUGAAAAUAUGACAGGGGAGAAACAAUAGGAACAGACAGAAUCCCGGCAGUAGAAUAGCAGCUAAGUUUGAAUGACGACGAGGUACAAUAUACUUGACACUAUUUACGUCUCAUCUCUUUAUCCAGUCCUUUCUCCAUUAUUUUUCCCUUACUCACAAGACCACGUUCCAACUCAAUUAAACAGAGACUUGCGAUUCUUCUAACUCACAGAAUGUAAGAAACACUCACACAAACUAGAAUAAAUCGACAUACAAUAUCAUAUAAUACGCAUUGUAUUUGAAAUCAUAAGUUAUUGUUGACUCAAAAAAAAAAUGUCAGUUGAAUAGACAAUUGAGCUCAAAAUAGUCCAAAAUGUUUCAGGUAUAAAUCAACUUGACCGUGUGUUCCAGGUUAAAUGUGACGGGGACACUCUUGUGGUAUCGUCGGCCCACUCAUCUCACCAUGAUUUCUAUGUUUCAUGAAUUACAUCGGGGUUUGUGCUUUGCUAUAAUUAUUACGGGGAUCCUUUCUGACGAGCGAGUCCAGUAUGUUCUAGCGUUUCCAAAACAUCUCAACUACGCUGUUCCUUCCUUGGCCAUCUCGCCACUGUCACAAGACUUUGCUAUGAAUAUCGAGGUUACUGUAACAGCACCCGCACGUAAGACUUCAUCAGGUGAAAUACAGACUCUGGAAUAUUCACACAACUUUACGUCCACCUCAAACGAGCAAUGGCUUCUUAACUUGGAGUAUUUGACUCAUUUCGACAUUUCAGGUGUCGGAAAGAAACAAGGAAUUGUCGUAACUUCCCCAGUCCAGCUAGUCGUCCAGGCAAGAAGUUUGAAAGUCAAACUACCUAAAAGUCGUUCUAAGAGUUCUGGAGUGUUUAAUGUUAUGCCCAUUACCCUGUUGUCGUUUGAAUAUUUAGUGGUCACAGAAUGUGUGAUUUCGUUUUGUAUUCUUCUUGUUGUGAAUCCUGAGGGGGUCAAUGAAGUCACAAUUGAACUAAAACUGGACCCAACGCAAAGCAAUAUCACGUACAAAGAAAUAUACUUUCACUCUGGGCAAUUUUUACAGGAAUCAUUAGGACCCCUAGAUGUUUUGCAGAUUUUGGCCAAGAAAACAGACCUCACAGGUACAUGGGUCAGGGCACAGAGGAGAAUAGCGGUCGUUGCGGGAGCAGAUUUCGAUUGUGUGGGGUUAAACAUUUCCUUAUGUCGAAGAAAAGACAUGACAAUAGAGCAACUCCCCCCUGUGUCUGCUUUAGCUCAGGACUACGUUUUAGCACCUCUGUUCAAUGGAAAUCUGACUUGUUUCGUCAAAAUUGGGUACAUCAAUCCUUCGACGACUUUUUCCGGUUUGGAACAUGUUGAGACAAAUGUGGACACGUUUAAGAACACAUCCACUUAUUUACUUUUUGAAUUAGGAGACAAUGUUAUUUAUCUGCACGCAUCUGCGCCCGUGUUGGUUCUACAGUAUGUUGUGUCUCAAGAGAUAGUUAAUUCCUUUGACUAUUCAGCUGCAGUUCAAUAUCCUAUCUCCAAAUGGGAUACUCGUGCAGAGUUUUUAACUUUUGACAACAAAAAUAAGCGAAUUGUACUUGCAGCGUCAUGCGAAUGCAUAAAUGUAAUUAAAAUCGGAGUAGCUAUUGAAGAAUUGUAUACACCUUUGAGAGCCGAAGACCCGACAGGGAUUUCUCAUUUUUGUUCUAGAGAAAUGGUUCUCAUUCCAAACAAUACAGUAAAUAAAGUUGAGAUAAAUGGUGAGAACUGUCCUUUCAGCGGUUUUGUCUUGGGAAAGGAACAUGAAAAGUCUGGCUGGAUAGUUCCGAUCACAUCUUCCAAUAUUACUAAGCUUAACUCUACGACUUCUGAGCCUCAUGUAAAAAAUAUAGAGACAAAAAAAAAUACCGUCAAUAACACAAACAUUGUUGAAGAAUCACUUCAAAGUCCAACCCCUCAGUUCAGAAGUAAAGUGUGCCCAUGCUCAUGUCUUUAUGCAUCCAAGAGAUAUCAAGACCUGCUAAAUGAGAAAGUCUUGUCCUCGAAGAUGGCAGGCAUCCAGAGAUAUCUCCAUGUUCCUAGAGUAAACCUCUCCAAAAGAGUAAGGAGCAAAAUGUCGGCUAUAGACCACAGGCCGUCCAGCACUUCAGUAGGUUUCAUCAUAUUUGGGUGCACGUUUUUGCCAAUAUUUGGUGGCAUAAUAGUAAAUGAUUGCUGUAGGGCAUGGCGAUAUAUAUUUUGUCGUGGGUGCUUUAAGAGAAUAGCUUCCUUUUAAUAAAUUAAGGAAACCAAUCUGUGGAAAUUUGAAUUGUUCGUUUUUAUAAAGGCAUUGAUUUUCUCAAAGGCUGUGAUAUAAAAAGAACACUUGUUUGAAAGCUCCAUAAGCUUGAAUACAAAAUAGGAAAAUAUGAUUUCUUUAUCAAAGGUCUCCAUUCAACUUCAGUUCCGGCCCCCACCCAAUAAAAAGACCCCCCCCCCCUUUUUAAAAAAGAACAUUAUAAAUACCGCCAUCCCCAACAUACCACAGGUAUCCCCUCCCUGUCCGAACAAAAUAAUAAGUAGACCCCCCCCCCUCCCGCCUCAGAUAAAAACAGAAAAAUAGAGACCGCACCCUCAAUUCCUUAAAAAAAAAAAAAAAACUUAAAAAAUUUAUCCCACCCCCUUAUAAUAGUUCCUCUUUAAAGUAACCACAGAAGGCGUGUCUAAUUGGGAAGGAACCAUUCUCAAGCUUGACUAGGCCUGUCAGAUCUGCGAGACCUCAUGUCCUAAAAAUGCAAAUGUUAGAUCCUAACACCCUAACACAGAGCCAAGUACUCCGUCUUGCCCGGGGGG
This is a messenger RNA of Aplysia californica (California sea hare), 4334 nucleotides long. RefSeq lists its product as uncharacterized. The coding region runs from base 1966 to 3777 and encodes 603 amino acids. The record is from RefSeq and is a predicted model, not a curated record. The transcript has a single exon. NCBI's taxonomy places the organism in Eukaryota, Metazoa, Mollusca, Gastropoda, Aplysiida, Aplysiidae.